Messenger RNA from Lingula anatina, 4735 nucleotides. RefSeq lists its product as uncharacterized. The record is from RefSeq and is a predicted model, not a curated record. Lineage: Eukaryota; Metazoa; Brachiopoda; Lingulata; Lingulida; Lingulidae.
AUGACUGUGUGCUCACAUCCUCUUUACAUCGUAAUUCAGAUGGUUUACAUCUAUUACAACAGCUGGUAAUACUUUGGAAUAUAUCCGCUUUUGUCUUUUUUGAAGACGAGUUUCAGUGAAGUAUACAAUAGUCGACAUAGCACGGUGUAGUAACGCAGGUGACAACAAUGUUCAAGUAGUGUGUGAUACAAUACAGCGAUCAACACAUGAUAAGACUUAGUCUUAGGAAGUAAGACACAAAACUGGCCGAGGUUGAAAACGUGAAUAGAACCGAGGAUAAGUUUAGUCUGAAGAGUGCACCAAUUGGGAUCGGCGGGUGUGUUUAAAAUGAAUAAUUUGGACUAUAAGCAAAGGGGAAGUAGACGUCACUGUGUAUUAUUGGUGGCCGCCAUAUGGACAGUGGUCGCAGUAGACGUCGUGCAGGGUAACGGACGGCUGGUCUCCCCUCCUAUGAGGUCCAGCGCGUGGAGAUUUGGGUUCCCCACCCCCAGAAAUUACGACGAUCACGCUCUGAACUGCGGUGGAUGGCAUAACCUGUGGGAGGUAAACAACGGACACUGUGGGGUAUGUGGCGACCCCUUCCAGGGCCCCAGAGAUAACGAGGCAGGGGGCAGGUUUGCCACGGGGUACCUGACUGCCGUCUUUACACAGGGGCAAACCAUACAAACUGUAAUUGAAUUCACCGCAAACAAACUCGGGGGAUGGAUCGAGUUCCGUGUGUGCCCUGUGGAAAACGAAACUGUUCCCGUGACACAAGCUUGUCUUGACCAGCAUCUGCUACGGUUUAUGGAUGGCAGUGCACGCCACCCUUUACCUGUGAACUUUACGACUGGGUAUCAUAGCUAUAGUUUACAACUACCGUACGACGUGCAUGGGUUCCACUGUGUGUUGCAAUGGAAGUACGUUACAGCCAAUAGUUGGGGAUUGGAUGCAGCGACGGGGAAGUAUUGCCGAGGGUGUGGCGCUCAGGAGACGUUUUACAACUGUGCCGAUAUUGCCAUUCUUGAAGGCGACACGACGACCACCUCAGCAGCAACAACAACAAAAACAACAAGGGCUGCGAGCACAGCGCAGUCAGCUACCACACAGUCAUCGUCAUCAACUACAUCGCCGAUAACUUCUCCUGUUACAGACACGGCAAUGCCUGCUUUGCCAACUACGCCAUUAGCAGCGCUCACAUCGACACAGCGACCAACAUCAACCAGAACAACAAUUUCACCACCUUUAAACAGUACCGGUACACUCACAGAAACAGCAACACAGAUAAUGACAACACUUGAACUGACGACCCUAACAACAUCGACACUGCCAACAACAAUGAUGUCAACAUCAAAACCAACGAUAACACCACCUGCUACCCCGCCCAUAUCAACAUCAAAAUUGACAACACACUCUACCACACCAACUUCAACACCAAUAAUAACAACAUUUACUACCACAUCAACGUCAACACCGCCAACAAAAACAAAUGUCACCACCCCAACGCCAACACCGACAACAACGAAGCAUACUACCACACAAAUAUCAAACCCGACAGCAACGACAUAUUCUACCACACCAACUUCAACACUGACAACAAGAACGCACACGGCCAUUCCAACAGCAACACCGACAACAACAAUACUUAGUACCACACCAACAUUAACACCGACAACAACAACAACAACAACUACUACUACAACGCAUACAUCAAUACCAACAACAAGAACACUUACUACCACACCAACAUCAACACCAGCAACAACAAAAAUUACUACCACACCAACAUUAACACCGACAAUAACAACAACGAUUACUGCCACGCAUACGUCGACAACAACGACACAUCCUACCACUUCCACAUCAACACCUACAACAACGACACUUACUACCACUCCCACAUCAACACCAAAAAAAACGACACUUACUACUACUCCCACAUCAACACCAAAAACAACGGCACUUUCUACUACUUCCACAUCAACACCAACAACAACGACACUUACUACUACUUCCACAUCAACACCAAAAACAACGACACUUACUACUACUUCCACAUCAACACCAACAACAACGACACUUACUACUACGCCCACAUCAACAACGUCAACAAAGGCAUAUUCUACCACAACAACUUCACCAGGGACAACAGCAACGAUCACGACUAAACUUUCAACACCAUCAACAACGACACAUACUACUAUGCCCACAUCAACGACUCUUGUAUCAACCAAUAAGCCAAUAGCUUCGACGGCUACCCAAACAGCUUGGACGACUGCGACCCAAACAGGAACACCAACCCCGGGAAUAACAGAGGCGAUGCAAACAACAGCAACAGUGUUGACAAGAAAUGAUACAUUCUCAAGAUCUUCCACGGCUCCCACUACAAUAGAACCUACAACUACAACCAGAUCCACCGCCUCAGCCAAAAUGACAACAUUAGCGCAAAUAACAACAACGCCGAUAAUAACAACAGACGGGGGAACCACAGCACCAGCAAUUAAGACAGCAGCGUCAAUGACGCCAACAGGGGGUACCAGGAGGACAACAACGAUGAUUAUUCCACCAGUAGCAGAUAUAACAACAUCAACCAAGCCGACAGGAACAGUGUUGCCAUCUUUUUCAACAGCAACAGUUACAACUAGAGGUACACCGACAACAACAAGUACAUCAAAUACAGCAUCAACAGCAGCGUCAACAACUAUAACCCAAUCCUUACCAGUAACUUCUGCUUCAACGACGACGACGUCAACGACAACAAAAACACCAACCGCGUCGACAAUGAACACCUCAACAGCUAUUAUCUCAACGACAGCAACAUCUGGACAGACAACAAUGUCAGCAUUACUGCAAACAACAAAAAUAUCAACAAGGACGCCAGUAGAGAUCACAAGGACAAGCUCAACCGCAGCAGUACCGACUUCAGAGGUUAUAAUACAGGAAGGAGCAGGAACUUCACCACUAGCAACAGCAACACUAAAUGAUCUUCUUCUCGUGUCGUCAACUCCUGAUAUACCUCGUAUUAGCGUCUCACAAACGAGGUCGGAGUCAACAACAUCUAAGUCUACAAUAUAUGAAUACCCGACAUCAACAACAUUCGCACAAACUACAACUUCUUCAAAGGCAUCUGGAGAAGCUGAAGCUACCACCAUUUCACCAUCUGUAAGGAGUACUGUUACACUGCCAUCGACGACAGCUUCAGCCGUAUCAAGUACAAAUCCCUCCUCACUGUUGAGCAGCGAGUAUGCAACGCCAUUAACGACUGCGGCGAUAUUUUCCUCAACAACAAACCCAGUGACACCUUCCUCAGUGGCGCCCUCUGUUUCAAUUCCCGGAGAUAUCUCUUCCACUGUCACAACCACUGGGAUAUCAGCCACGGCCGAAGACACAUCAUUGACAGGGAUGUCCACAGUGACAACGGCACAGGCUAUAGGCCACAAUACUUCACCUGUGCCUGCAUCAACUAUGGCAGAAAUAUUCAUUACUGGUGCUACAGCUUCUAAUGGAAUAACCACAACCGUGCCCCCAAGAACCAAACCCAAUGUGGAUAAAGGCCGCAAGCCCAAAGUGUGCUUUCCAGUCCCAGUUGGUGACAGUAAACGUGAACGUCACUCCUGGUUAAAGUGUCUAAACCUUUGCCGUACGCCUGGUACAUGUCCUAAAGAUCAAUGCCAAUGUAUUACUGACCACAAUGAGUACCUCCUUCUUCGAUCACAUUACACGUCUUGUCGUGGAAAUACUGAGGAGAAAGCGUUUUGCAUAUCGUGGUGCCGAAGAUUUUUUACAUGUCCGGAUAUAUGCAAGUGUUGGUAUGAGUCGUAUCUUUACAAAUUCUCCUAACAUCAUAUCGAUGAGACCACUGCAUAUGCAGCCUAUAUCAAAGUUAAGUCAUGCAAUAACAUGUUCUAUUUUAAAGUGUCCAAAUGUUGAGGACCAUGAAAAUGGUUAUAGCCAUUAGUACACGGUGGUCUUAUGAACAUCUUGCUCCGUGUGCGAAUAAAGUGAAGUAAAAAAAAAAACUUCUGGACAUUGGAAUCUGGCGAACAAUUGGCUAAAAUAGUGCAUCAUCGAAACACGUUGUUAAAAGCCUCAAACGUGUAUCUUGGAAUGUGACGUCAUAAUGCAUUUGCAUUGCCUGGAGGCUGGAUUGAGACAGCGUGUCCUUUAUUGUUCAUUCGCCCCACCCAAUGCAUUUUUUUUUUUGCAGAAAGUGAUUUUAGUAAAGACUCGAACUUUUUUCGGAUAGCUAGUGUAUAUACAAAUGAAUACUGACAUAUACCCAAAGCUUGGUUUAUGAACUACGCAUUGUUUAAGUAAAGUUUACCUUUAAGAUUUGUCGUCAAGUGAUGUGUAUUUAGCUACCUUUUUCAUGAAAAGUGAAAGAGGCAUAUCUUGUAAAUAAAACUUUCUAUCAUAAUAAAUACACAUGAUGUAAACUGUUUACAUGUCCAACUGAAGAACCGCAAACUAAGUCAACGUUACGCAGUAAGUCUGCCAUUUACCUCCUAAAGCGUGUCACUAAUUCAUUAUAUCUCAGGGUGCUCUUAUAGUAUGUCUUAUGCUGAUCCUAUAUUCUGUAUGCACUGUAUCUCACAUUCAAACCCUGUUAUAAUUAGAUUAACUUGAGGAUAGAAAUAUAUUUUCAAUUUAAAUCAAGAUUUUUGAAAUAAAGGUAUCCUUUGGGUUUUUUUGUUACCAGUGAUGUGCGAAACAUUCAUAACGAAGUAAUUUUACUCGAUUACUCAUGAUAUUAAAC